GUCAUAGAUUUCAUAUGAGAUCGUCUUCACCUUCAGCUCGGACCUGUGCUGCUUUUUUAUUGUUUCCUUUCCUGUGAUGAUGAUUUAAUAAUGUUAAUGCCUGCCAAUAAUGUAAGCUAUCUCUAUGAAGAAAAACCAUCUCAGGAAUCCUCUGCAUUUUAAGGGAUCACCAAGAUGCAAGCAAAAUCUGCAGAAUGAAAAUGCUCUGGUUUCAAGGAAAUGGCAUCCAACUUGCCAAAUACUCCUUUGGACUCUUCUCAAGAAAUCUCUCUGCUGCUAAGACUGCUCUGCCCGUGCUGACCUUAUUCACAAAGGAUCCUUGCCCCCUUUGUGAUGAAGCCAAGGAAGUACUGAAGCCUUAUAAAAACAGGUUUAUUUUACAGGAAGUUGACAUCACACUCCCAGAAAAUUCUGCUUGGUAUGAAAGAUAUAAAUUUGACAUCCCAGUCUUUCACUUGAAUGGCCAGUUUCUGAUGAUGCAUCAAGUAAACAUCUCAACACUUGAAAAACAGCUCCAGAAACUUGAGCAGCAAAGUGUUGGAGGCUAAUGAAGGGCUCUCAAGAUCUUCUACCCUCUCUGUCCACAUGGCAUCUUUCUGGGGAAAUGACCAGGUCCCCAGGAUUUCUUUUGUCACUUUUUUGCAGACCUAAAGAUGUUCUGAAUUCAGCGGUGCCAAAUAAAUGUUGACAUAUCUCUUCAGAUUGAUCGAAGUACUAGUGUGAGAACUGUUCACCUGUUGACACUUUGUAAAGUAAAAUUGGCAGGGAGGGGAUGAUGGAGAGCAGGAGAAGUUAAUUUGUUUUUCCCUUUUUUAUUAAUAUAAAAGCACUUAAGAGUCACUGGACAGUGCCAUUUAUGGAAAAGAGCUCUGAGUCCCUGCUGCUGCCCUGAAGGCUUAACUUUUUAAUGAAAGAAUAAAUGCUCUUCUACUCAGUACAUAAAAAUGAAAUGUGAAUUGUUAAU
Messenger RNA from Condylura cristata (star-nosed mole), 964 nucleotides. RefSeq names its product chromosome unknown open reading frame, human C5orf63. The transcript has 4 exons. The record is from RefSeq and is a predicted model, not a curated record. Bases 195 to 548 code for a protein of 117 amino acids. Lineage: Eukaryota; Metazoa; Chordata; Mammalia; Eulipotyphla; Talpidae.